GUGUGUGUGUGUGUGUGUGUGUUGGGGGUGGGGGGGAGCUGUCCGAGCGGAGCAGGUGCUGUUCGGCUCCGUCUCUCACUGUUUCUCCGCUGCGCCGCGAUGGAGGAGGAACUGAAGUGCCCCGUGUGCGGCUCCCUCUUCACGGACCCCAUCAUCCUGCCCUGCUCGCACAACGUGUGCGCGGGCUGCGCGCGGAGCAUCGCCGUGCAGACGCCGGAGGGCGAGACUCCCCCUCACGCGGCGUCGCACGGGCGCGCGGCGGCCGCCUCGGGAGCCCCGGACUACGACUACCUGGACGUGGACAAGAUGAGCACGCACAGCGAGACGGACAGCGGCUACGGCUCGUACACGCCGUGCGCCAAGUCGCCGAACGGGGUGCGCGUGUUCCCGCCGCCGCCCGCGCUGGUCGCGGCGCGCCACUGCUCCAUCACGUGCCCGCUGUGCCACCGCAGCGUGUCGCUGGACGAGCGCGGGCUCCGCGCCUUCCCGCGCAACCGCCUCCUGGAGGCCGUGGUCGCGCGCCACCGGCAGGGCCGCGCGCGCGCCGUCAAGUGCCAGCUGUGCGACCGCAACCCGCCCGACGCCACCGUCACGUGCGAGCAGUGCGACGUGUCCUACUGCUCCGCGUGCCAGCAGAGGUGCCAUCCCGCGCGCGGACCGCUCGCCAAGCACCGGCUCGUGCCGCCCGCGGCGCUCGCGCAGCAGCAGCCCACCGCCAACAACAACGCGGCCAACAACGUCGUCAGUGCCGCCGCUGCGGCCGCCCGCGCGCCAUCGACCUGCGUGGAGCACGAGAGCGAGAACCUCAACGCGUACUGCGCGAGCUGCAGGACGCCCGUGUGCUACGUGUGCGUGGAGGACGGAAAACACGGCAAACACGACGUGAAGCCCCUGGCGGUCAUGUGGAAGCAGCAUAAGUGCCAGCUGUCCCAGGCCUUGAAUGGAGUGUCUGAUAAAGCAAAGGAUGCCAAGGAGUUCCUGGUGCAGCUAAAGAACCUGCUACAGCAGAUACAGGAAAACGGAGUGGAGUUUGAGGCGUGUCUGGUGGCUCAGUGUGACGCCUUGAUUGAAGCUCUUACACGGCAGAAGGCCAAGCUGCUCACCAAGGUCACCAAGGAGAAAGAGAGCAAACUGAAGACGGUGAGAGAUCAGAUCACCCACUGCACGAUGAAGCUCAGACAGACCACGGGCAUGAUGGAGUUCUGCCUGGAGGUCAUCAAGGAGAACGACCCCAGUGGAUUCCUGCUGAUAUCAGAUGCGUUAAUAAAGCGUGUGCAGGCCUCUCAGGAGCAGUGGGUGAAGGGGGCUCUGGAGCCAAAGGUCUGCCCCGAAUUCGCCCUCAGCAUCAACACUGACCCUCUAAUGCAGAGCAUCCUGCAGCUGGACUUCACGCAGGGCAAAGAGACCCCCAUGGUCCCCCCAGCGCCUCUGCUGCAGCUGGAGAAAUGCUGCACACGCAACAACAGCGUCACGCUGGCCUGGAGGAUAACUGCAGUCCAGGCCCUGCCUGUGGAGGGCUACGUCCUGGAGCUGGACGAUGGAAACGGUGGACAGUAUCGGGAGGUGUAUGUAGGGAAGGAGACAGUGUGCACUGUGGAUGGUCUCCACUUCAACAGCUCCUAUAACGCUCGCGUCAAAGCGUACAACUCCAUCGGAGUCGGCGCUUACAGCAAGACCGUGGUCUUAAAGACUUCUGAUGUCGCCUGGUUCACCUUUGACCCUACCUCCGCCCACAGGGACAUCGUCCUUUCCAACGAGAACCAGACUGUGAGCUGCAACAGCUACGACGAUCGGGUGGUGCUCGGGACCGCCGCCUUCUCCAAAGGCGUGCAUUACUGGGAGCUUAGCGUAGAUCGCUACGACAACCAUCCCGACCCGGCGUUCGGCGUGGCGCGCAUUAACACGCUGAAAGACGUGAUGCUGGGCAAGGACGAUAAGGCCUGGGCCAUGUAUGUGGACAACAACCGCUCCUGGUUCAUGCACAACAACUCCCACACCAACAGAGCUGAGGGAGGAAUAACGAAGGGUUCUACUGUGGGCGUUCUGCUGGACCUGACCAAGCACACGCUCACGUUCUUCAUCAACAAAGAGCAGCACGGCCCUGUGGCCUUCGAGAACCUGGAGGGGGUGUUCAUGCCCGCAGUCAGCCUCAACCGCAACGUGCAGGUGACACUCAUAACAGGUCUAGAAGUGCCAAAGAACAUCAAGUGACGACCUCUGACCUGUGUGGACGAUCUUUGACUUCAGGGUCAUGUGGCUGACUCUUCCUCCUCGCAAAGCAAGCCACUGCUCGGUGGGAGAUCAAAGAGGACUUUGGAAAAAAUAUAUGAAUUAUUUAUCUUAAUCGGUUUCUUUUUCCACAGUUUUAAGCGCAUCUCGGUGUACACAAUCAGAGCUCUGUGUUUACAGUCAGCUAGCCACAGCGAGCCCAUUGGGAGUGAAGGAGAGUUUCACCUGUUUUUCCAAACUUCCAACCUUAGAGCUUAAUGCUCAGCUAAUUUUAGCACAGUUUAUGAUCAAACCCUGCUCAGAAAAUCAGAACAAACAAUGCGAAACAACUUUUAGGCCAGAAGCUCGGCGCAAGUACACAAGCGCAAAUGCAACGUCCAGCUAAUGCGUUGCAAAUGCACACACUGCAAGAAAUGGUAUCUUGUCAAGUAAAAUUAUCUUAAAUAUAGUCAAUAAAUCUAAUAUUUCCUAUGUUAAGCUAGUUGUAAGCUUAAUUGAAGAUUAUUUCUAAGGUCUGUUUACUUGUUUUUAGUCAUUUUAUUAAGCAAAAUAUCUCACAACAUUGGCAGAUAAUUGUGCUUGUUUUAAGAAAUGUGCUUGAAACCAGCCAGAUAAAAUUACCUAAAACAAGUAAAUAAUAUCUAGAAAUAAGCUAAAUAGAUCUUAUAAUAAGUGCACAACCAUCUCAAAAUGGGUAAAAUUAGAUAUAUUGACUAAAUUUGAGUUCAUUUCACAUAAAAAGGUACCUUUUUUUUGCAGUGCAGUCCUUCUGUGGUGAUUAAAACACUGAAAUUUAGACCCAAAAGUAGAAAAACUUGCAGCUAAACGACUAUUUCACAUCUGCUCCUUUGUUCUCUACUAUCUCCUAUCUAGGAUCGUUAGACUUUAACCCUUAAAAGUCUGUUUUUGCUGUACAGUCGAGUCGCUGUCAGCACUCAAGUAGCUUUUGGUGCUUCACAUCAGUGACACUGUGUGUCCUUGUUCUCUUGAUGCUGCUGUCUUUGAGAAUGAUUUACAGUCACCUGACUCAGGGUGUCCUAAAGGUCCCACUUUCAGUGGCUGAAGUUUGGACAAACAGGUUGAACGGACCUUCAACAGCAGUCUCGACAGAGUACGACAAGGUUACUGCACUACAUUCACUUCAAAAACAGUAUGUUGGCAAGCGAAAGAAUCUUUAAAUGUAGGGAACAUAUCUGAUAUUUCACAUUACAACAUUGUUGUAUUAGACAGAAUAGUGGUGCUUGGAACGAAACCUCGUAUCUCCAUUUUUGUCACUUUUCAGUUAUUUACAUAAUUUGAAAAAUGCCCUUUGAUAUUUACAUUGUGUGUAAAUUUCAUAGUGAAUUGUGCAAAAGAAAUGACCUAAAAUGACUUGGAAAGACGUCUGGUUCCAUUGACUUACAUUAAAAGUAAAGUAUGUUUUUUCCUUCUCCUGUAAAGUUACAUUUUUGGGGAUACAAGGUUUUGUUCUGACAGCAGUGAUAUCUUUUCUUAUACGAUGUCCAAUGACAUUUAGAGUGAUCUUCUGAAGUAAAAUGAUCUCACUGCACUGGCAGAUCAUAAUUGCUUAAACUGGUUGAUUAAUUAAAAAGUGCUGUAAGCUCAUAAUGAGAGUUAUUAGACUUAUUCCCAGCAUUUAAGAUGCUUUCCUUGCUAAGGUACAACUUUUUUUAAUGUUACACAAAAUCUCAGGUUUAAGGAAUCCUCAGUUGGCCGGUGGUCCAGACACAGAUUAGACAUCUUUACACUGCCAGUGGAGCUUCUCUGGUGAAAAUUCCCUUUAGUUGAGUACUGGGCUCUAUCUGUGUCUGGAAAACUUACCCUGCACUGCAAAACAUGAGGUAUUGGCAAGAGAAAUCAUGUUCAAGAGGAAUUCCAUUGAUCGUUGGGAAAAAAAUAUAUCUGCUUAAGAUAUACACUCACUGGCCACUUUAUUAGGUACAGUUGCUUGUUAACACAAAUAGCUAAUCAGCCAAUCACACGGCCGCAGCUCAGUGCAUUUAGGCAU
Messenger RNA from Pygocentrus nattereri (red-bellied piranha), 4237 nucleotides. Its product is annotated as tripartite motif-containing protein 67. The transcript has 10 exons. Gene Ontology annotation, molecular function: protein binding; zinc ion binding. NCBI's taxonomy places the organism in Eukaryota, Metazoa, Chordata, Actinopteri, Characiformes, Serrasalmidae. Bases 100 to 2211 code for a protein of 703 amino acids. The record is from RefSeq and is a predicted model, not a curated record.